AGAUAGUGUAAAUUUUUAUAUUUUUAAUAAUACAAAACAUUGAGCAAUGCGAUUGAACAAUUUUCAAAUCUCUCUCUCUCUCUCUCUCUCUCUGUCGAAGAAAUUCUUUGAAUCUGGUUGGGGUGGGUGGGGAAUUAUGAAAUGACCCAGAAAUAAAAGCAGCAAAAACAGAAAAAAUCCAAACAAGGGUGCCGGUAAAUCAGCUCGAAGGAAUUUCCGUUCCAAGUCUUCUAAUAAUCAAAGCGCUUAAGAGAUUUACAUGGGCACUGCUCAAGUUAAAGAUAAAACCCCCUGAAUCUAAGCUCACACUUUGAUUCUGUAUUGGGCAUUUACAUCCGGAGUUCUUGAGUUCUGUUUCCAUAGUUUCGUCUUGUUGGCAGAUCCAAGCUGCUUUUCGCAAUUUCAGCUUCUGGGUUUCUGCAAAUUCAGGUUUUAUUGGUGAAUAGCUUGAAAGUACACUCUCCCACCUACGUUCUAUAUGGGUGGUCACUGUUGCUUCAGCAUUAUGUGUGGAUGGUCAAUGUGGAGAUUAUUUGACUGAAACUUUUGGUUUUCGAUUAUCUGGAAAUGAGCCGGUCGCCAUCAUUUUCUGUCAAGCCAGAACUUGCUUCAGAAGUUGAUGAAAAAUCUUUGCAGCAAUGGGUAGUUGCAUUUUGUAUCAUUAGGUUUGAUCUUGAGCAGGGCCAGCUCAUUGAGGAGUGUUACCCACCUGGCUCUCUUACCCAAAAUGAGGAGCUUGAAGUCUCCUUUAGUUCAUUCCCGGAUUCAGUAUCACAGAACCAUAACCGCGCAAGCAUCCAUGAUUGUAUCUUUUUCUUCCGCAUAAAGAGACAUAAAGCCCCUGACAUUUUGAAUAUUGAACCAUCAGAGAUUGUUGAAGUAGAUAAUAACAUAUCAUCCCAAAAGCUAAUCGGUGAGGCUGUCCAAGAGAGUAAAUGUCAAAACAACUAUGACUCAAGAUUCUUGUACGGCUUUGUGUUUAAUAGACAGAGACAUGAUGAGAGGCUAAAGCGAGGAGGUGAACAGAAGUCUGUGGUUAUUCUUUCUCAUAGUCCAUAUACUAGUGUGUUUAGACCUUUGUUACAAAUUAUGGGUCCCUUGUACUUUGACAUUGGAAAUAAGGCCCUUAAUUAUAUUGCUGCUUAUGUAUCAAAGUGGCCUGUACCUUUGCCUGGUCAGCUGGUGGAACUUCCUAUUGGGAACGCGUCACUGAAAGUGAACCUGCCUCCUUCCCAUAGUUUGCCAUCAGAUAAUGGAUUUUUUGAAGACUCUGCUUCCUCACUGGCUCCUCUUCUUCCAUCAAAUCUAUCAAUUCCACAGGGCCUAUUUCAUGACUCAGAUCUUUUCGGUACGUUCCGUGGACUGCUAAUGCAGCUUUGGAAGCUCUGGGAACUACUACUCGUGGGUGAACCCAUCUUAAUUAUAGCACCAACGCCUCCCCAGUGUUGUGAAGCUGUUGCUGGUCUGGUUAGUUUGGUUGCCCCCCUUCUUUUUAGUGUUGACUUCAGGCCUUACUUCACUAUUCAUGAUCCAGAAUUUGCCAAAUUGAACUCUCUUCAAGAGGGUUCCUCCUUCCCGCCAAUGAUUUUAGGUGUGACAAACCUUUUCUUCUUAAAAGCACUUCGUAAUAUGCCUCAUAUAGUUUCAGUUGGGAGUCCUAUGUCAAAUUCAAGUCGUUUUACUGUUGCUUCUAAGGGUUUACCUGGAGGGAUCCCUGGUCAAAAUGAAGGGUCUAGCAUCCAGCAUCUUUCUUUUAGGAAGUUUACUCCUGCAAAUUUCUUGAAUGCUGUGAAGUUGAGGAGAGAUGGUCCUUUGUGUCUAAUGACAGAGCACAAAGAAGCUGUAUGGACAAACUAUGCUGCAGUGACAAAGCCGGAUACCUCCAUCUUGAACAGGCUUAUUGAUGCUGGACUGUCCCCAAGGGUUGAGGAGUCAAUGUCGGUUGUCAACAAUGAUAUACUACGUCGCCAUUUUCUGGAGCUGACAACUAAUUUCUUGGCACCUUUUGGUCCAUAUUUUAGAGCAAAUACACCUUCUGAAGCAUCAUCCCCAUUUGCUGAUCCACCUCCUCUACCCUCAUUCAAUGCUGAGGAAUUCCUUGCAAGCUUGUCAGCAAGAGGUCCUGGGAAGUUUUUGCAGAAGCGGAUGAGGUCAAAUUGGCUGGAUUUGUACAGGCGGUUCUUGAAUGGACACAACUUUCUGCCUUGGUUCCAGAGAAAACGUGCUGUUGCUGAGCAAGAACAGUAUAAGUUGUGGAGGCAAGCUAGAGUUAAGAGCAACAUACAUCAGUUGAUCCGUACAAUGUCUGAAUUGGAAAUUGUUGAUUCCUUCAAUGCAAUUGAGAGACACCUUCAAGGAGAGAUGCAGUAUGGAAUAGCAAAUGAAGAUACUGAAGCAGUCUGUGAGAAACUGAAGAAAGAUCUGAAGACCGUGUUCAGUGUUCUCCCGAAGGACAUGCAGCAGCUUUUGAUCAUGAAUCCUGAGAGGGCGUCUCUUCUACAAGAAAACCAUGAAUGUUCCGAUCUUCCUAAGCAGACUCUUCUGCCAGAUGGUGUUGUAUCCUCUGCUUAACCCAGAUGACAUGCAAAACAUGGUUUCAAAUUUGUCAAUGGCAGUUCCUCAUGUACAAGACAGUCUUCACUGGCAACCUGAUUCUUUCUUUGAGAAGUCAUGAAUUUUGUUAUAGCUUCACUCUGUUAUUGGUGCAGGAUGCUUGAUGCUCCUUUUGUCAGAAAUAUCUCAAACUAGUCCGGGUAACAUUCACAGGGGCACAACAUGUUGGAUAUAUUGCAUUCUCAAAUCCCUUUCUAAAUUCUCCAGAUGAGAUUGAGGCAAGAACCUCAAGAAAUACAGUCAGGUUACAAACUUUUGGGAAGAGAGCUGGUAUCAACAGGUUACAGAAUGAUAUUGG
Sesamum indicum (sesame) is the source of this 2911-nucleotide messenger RNA. Its product is annotated as polarity axis stabilization protein. Gene Ontology annotation, cellular component: recycling endosome. NCBI's taxonomy places the organism in Eukaryota, Viridiplantae, Streptophyta, Magnoliopsida, Lamiales, Pedaliaceae. The record is from RefSeq and is a predicted model, not a curated record. Gene Ontology annotation, molecular function: guanyl-nucleotide exchange factor activity.